CGCCCGGCUGGCGGCUCGUUGCUGUGGCAACCGCAGUUUGCCGGGGCCUGCGCUCCAACAGCCGGGCCGGGCCUACCUGAGCGCGGGUGGCCGGGCAUGGAGUACACCGGCAGCUACUACCGAGGGGAGCGCGUCAACGGCAGGUUGGAGGGCAAGGGCUCUUACACCCUCCCAACAGAAACCAAGUAUGUAGGCGAAAUGAAAGAUGGGAUGUUUCACGGCAAAGGUGUUUUGCACUUCCCUGGAGGAAGCAAAUAUGAAGGGACUUGGGAAAAUGGAAUAUCCAUAGAGGGGAAAUAUACUUUUGCAGAUGGAUUGGAGUAUGAAGACAACAAAUGGCAUUAUUGUGAUGGCUAUGACAGAAGGUUUUAUACAGAAAUCUGCAGAGGCCUGAAGCCAGCAGGCAUUUCCCAGCUUACAAACCUGGAUCCUCCUCGGGUCAUCCCAGCAGGCUGCUAUGACUGUGGUGACGGCUUCUAUAACCCAAAAACCAGAGUGGUUGUUGAUUACCACCACCGGUUUCUGAGGAAUGCAGAUCAUGUGUGCAGGAAUAUCAGACUCAGUGGAAGGCAAGGCUGGCCCAAAACAUUUUGGCACCUGAUGCAAACCCCCCACCAGGGAAGAAGGGAUGAUGAUGAACAUGACUGGAUUGUUAGGACCUGUCGGAAAGGUUGGGACGAGAUCAUUGGUUUCAAGCCAAAGGAGUAAACCUCAUUAAGGAAAACAGAGAAACAGACUUCCCGUUGAAGCCUUCUGCUUCCCUGCUCAAGGACUCUGCACCUAUAAUUUCUCCAUUAGGGUAGUUUUUUGUUACCUUUGCUAACCAAAUAAGAUGUAAACCCCUCACUUCAUCAGCGGCAUUAAGAGGAAAUUGUGCAAAUAAUCACCCUAUAUUUACUAUAAUAUUCCCACAAGGUGUGCAACCUGGUAGGCUUUUUAUAGUCUAUAUUGUGAGCACAAAAGAAUUAACUCAAAAGGCUGCCUUGCCGUCUCUCAACACCAUAUUAUAUACCAGUUGCACACCCACCCACAAGCUACAGUGGAUCUUUCCCCUGCACUUGGAUAUUAAUUGGCUGUUGUAACGGCGAGCUCAGAAGCGACGGUUUUUAAUAACUGGUUUGCCAAAGGGGGAGAAUGAAACCCAUUUGCCACGAACAUCGGUGUUCUCAACAAAGGUGAUGGGGCGGGCUGCCUUUGGAAUUCUAGGGCUGCAGAAGCAUUUCUGAAAUAAAAGAAAAAUGGAAUUGCACCGUU
This is a messenger RNA of Podarcis raffonei (Aeolian wall lizard), 1254 nucleotides long. It is a transcript of the gene MORN5, whose product is annotated as MORN repeat containing 5. Lineage: Eukaryota; Metazoa; Chordata; Lepidosauria; Squamata; Lacertidae. The record is from RefSeq and is a predicted model, not a curated record. The coding region runs from base 97 to 708 and encodes 203 amino acids. The transcript is spliced from 6 exons.